Nothobranchius furzeri (turquoise killifish) is the source of this 1982-nucleotide messenger RNA. Its product is annotated as probable G-protein coupled receptor 148. Lineage: Eukaryota; Metazoa; Chordata; Actinopteri; Cyprinodontiformes; Nothobranchiidae. Gene Ontology annotation, molecular function: olfactory receptor activity; G protein-coupled receptor activity; odorant binding. Gene Ontology annotation, cellular component: membrane. The record is from RefSeq and is a predicted model, not a curated record. Gene Ontology annotation, biological process: detection of chemical stimulus involved in sensory perception of smell; G protein-coupled receptor signaling pathway.
AUUCUUCGUGCUGUAUGAUGUAUCAGACUCAAAACUAAAAGCAGGAAACCAUAAAAACUGCAGCCUGAGGAGCUUUUAAAAGCAUGAAAAGCUCCUCCCUGUUACUAUGUGAUGGCCGAGUGGCUGCAGCUUUUUGCAUCUCAAUCUUAUCAUUGAGUCAACAAAGAGUGCAUCGGAUAAAGACGGUGGGUGAGAGAAGUUAACAUCGAUUUUUAAAACACAAGCAGCUCUCUUCACCAUAGAUAUACGGAUGCUCCAAGAGGAAGUUGAGAACAGAUCGUGAAGCACACACCAUCCACCUGCAUUUCAUUGAAGUACCUCUGAACACAAUGGCAUCAUCUGUUCUUAUUUCAAACCUCACACAGGAGUGGAUGGACAGCAUGAAGCGGUGGAACCUACAGCUCUUUUGCAUUCCUGCUGUCGCCAUCACUUUGGCCACCUUCAUAGUCAACCCUGUUCUGCUGAUCUGCAUCUUCCUGUCUCGUGCUCUGCGCCAGGAGACCCGCUACCUGCUGGUGGCCAACACCCUGACUGCAGACAUGCUCUUCCUCAUCCUCAACCUGGUCACACUGAUGGGCAACGCCGUGGAAGCGAUGAUACCCUGGAUCGCUUGUGAGCUGCUCACAGCCGUCCUUGUCACGGCCUACAGCUGCGCCAUCCUCACCGUCACCCUCAUGGUGGUCGACACCUUCGCCGCUGUACGCUGGCCUCUCUAUUACCAUGAUGUUCUCUCACCCACCCGCACACACUGCAUCCUGCUGGGGGUGUGGGUGCUGGCGGCCAUUUACCCUUUCACCUUAUUAAUCAUUGUGAAGCAGGAGAGGGGAAGUCCUCGGGAUGACAAAGUUCCAGUUUGUCUGGCUCUCAUCUCUCUCGGUUUCCUUCAAGUCAAGAACGUUGGAGGGAUCUUGUACUUGUACUUCUUUGUUUCAGCUCUAAUCUGCACCUUUUUCAUUUUUUACUGCUACAUUCGGCUCUACAUGGUGACAAGGACACAGGGAAUCUGGCACAGCCGCUUCUCCAGGGCUCGGGUGACAGUUCUGGCCCACGGGGUCCUUCUCCUGCUUUACUUCGCCCCUGGAUUUGUUUUCACGCUUGAGCUCUAUAUGUUCCAAAUGGAAGGUGUAAGUCAGGAUGUUCGAGUGUGGAUUAGCACAGUCAACUCUUGUGUUUUUAUGUUGCUGCCCCGGGCGUUUGCUCCUUACCUGUACGGACUCAGAUACAGGGAGAUUGCUGACUCUGUGAUUACGCUGCUGCAUCGCCACAGGGGACUUAGACAGAUCACCUUACCAUGAACACUCGUAGAAAAUGCCCGCUAUUACACUUUGGUAUAACUUUUUCUAACAUCUGUAAUUUUUCAUCCAUGUCUGUGUGAUUUUAGAAGGGUUUGGGGAAACUAGUUUGUGAAAAGCCACCCAAAGGUAGGCUUUUGUUCAAGUUUCAUGCAUUUUUUUUAGGUGUCCACAUAGAUAUUUGUGUUACAAAACUGCUCAGAGAAUCAUCUUUAAAAUAUCUUUGUGUUGCAGAUCUUAUUGUUUGAGUUUCACAUGUUUUUUCCCACAAUAACCCAAACAUUAGAGUGCAGAACAAACAAUUCAUGCCACGAGUUAUUUUAUAAUUACAAGUUGAUUUUGAAUAUGUGAAAAUUAAAAAAUAUUGAUACAAUUAAUUUUUGCUGAUAAUUUGCUAUGAAGUAACAUGUCUAAAAUAGCCCCCUAACUACUCAUAUAUACUGUAACUAAGGUGAAAUACACUUGAUGGAAUCCCUUCUACCUGUAAAUAUUUGUGUAUUUUGUUGAAAACACAUAGCUGAUUUUCUUUAUUCUAUUUUGCAUUUUUCAAGGAUUUAGAGCUACCAUAGAUCUAAAUUUAAAAUAAAAGUUACAGAAUUAACUCCCUUGGUUUCCAUGUUUUAUUUGAAAAAUACAUUUUACUUAAGACAUGCAAAAUCUGACAGUGACCUGAAGAUUUAUGACCACAAU